Sinocyclocheilus anshuiensis is the source of this 1607-nucleotide messenger RNA. RefSeq names its product trans-golgi network protein 2 (gene tgoln2). Lineage: Eukaryota; Metazoa; Chordata; Actinopteri; Cypriniformes; Cyprinidae. The coding region runs from base 131 to 1225 and encodes 364 amino acids. The transcript is spliced from 4 exons. The record is from RefSeq and is a predicted model, not a curated record.
UGUGACGCAGUCGCACUUCAGAUGCGCACUUCGGAGUGCGCGGACCUCACUUUGGGACACGACACAGCUCUUGGCUUUACUGUCAGCGUUUAGUCAAGCUCGUGCCACUGUGUCACUGUCUGAAGCCAUAAUGCGCUUAACAACGCUGUUUAUCGUCCUCUGCGCUUAUCAAGUUUGCUCACCGCCGAGUAACAUUUCAGGAGAAAAUUCUAGACAACUGGAUGCAGAAGAGGGUACAACUGUUUCACCGAGAACAGCUGCAAAAGGGCCAAAAAGUAAUGAUGUAGACACUUCAAAUAAUAAUGAUCCAGAUUACAAAAUAGGUGAAAAACCAAAUGAAGAACAGAAGAACCCAUCUGCCAGCAAUAAAGAAAGUAAUAAGGAAAUUGCCCCUCAAACUCCUGAAGAAACUCAAAGCAAAAAUAAUGAAGCAAACAAUGAAAAGAGUCAAACCCUAACUGAAGGUGUUAAUGAAAACACACCCCUGGAAAAUGCUAACAAAGAUGAAGCUGAGUCAAAUAAUGAAGGAAAAGACAAGCUGCCCGCACUUGCCCAAAAUGAAACAGACAAUCCAAAAAACAACAAAGAAACUGAUGAAGCUGCACCAAAAGAAGAGGCUAAAGAGAAGAUGACCUCAGCUGAACUAAAUAAAGAAGAUGAUGCACAAGCAGGCUCUAAACCUGCUGAAGGUGGUGGAGAAAAACCAAAAGAUGAUGGAACAGGUCAAGAGGAGCAUAAAGACGUAGGUGAACCAACUGGUGACAAGAAGCCGACCAUAGCUGACCAAAAAGAAGAGGCUGAAGACAAUAAGAACUCUGAACCUUCUGAAGAGGGUGAAGAUGAAACAGAUGGCAAGAGUGAAGAGAAGUCACCUGGACCUGAGAUCCCUACAGAUGAAGACGUACAAAAUGGUGAUUCAGCAAAUGACCCUGAAGAAGGUGAAGGUGAAGGUGAAGAUACUGUUGAUGAACCUUCAAAUGAACAGGAUACAUUUAACAGCAAAACAGAAAAGAAGGAAAAUAAAGUGAAAGCUUAUCAACAAGAGGAGAGUGCAGAGAACAGCCACUUCUUUGCCUAUCUGGUCUGUGCCGUUAUACUGGUGGCUGUGCUGUAUAUCGCCAGUCACAACAAGCGCAAGAUCAUUGCCUUCGUCUUUGAGGGCCGGAGAUCAAGAGGCACACGGAGACCCAAGUCAUCUGAUUACCACAAACUCGACCAGAGUUGAGAAAACCCAGUCAGAUGAGUCAGCGGUGGAUGAAUCUAAAUAUUUGAAGUGUGAUUUUGAAACUUGAAUUAUCCAUAAUGAGGCAUAUAUCACCACUCAUAAACAUUGCACAGAAACUGUCACUAACUCAUCCAAAAUGAUAUUAAUAAUGACAAAUUCUCAUCCAUCCGUAGCAUGUCAGGUAUGUUGAAAACAAUGUCUCUUGUAGUUCUAAAAUGUCUGGGACGAUCUUCAGUCAGGUUUAGAGUGUUACGAACACACCGGUACAUAUUGCAGAUGUUGGUUCUGUGGCCUCUCGUUCUAUUUAAUUUCCGAGCCUUUUUUGGUAGAGUUACGUGGUUGUCUUUGUUUUUUCUUUUUCUCAAUUUAUUGCUGGGCGAAA